AUGUCACUCCAAAAGCUCACUGCUGAAAUAUACAGCGUCUACGACAAACAGGACUAUCAAAAAUGUCAACAGCUUCUAGCUCCCAUCAAAAUUGAGUUGAUCAAACACAACUUGUUGGUGCCUUUGACUACCAAUACUGAAACUCAAGACCAAAUCAAUGAUCUUAAAAUAGCUCAAAGAAUAUUGGAAAUAGGUGCAUUAUCCUCGUUACUUACAAACAACUACGCUGGAUUUGAAAGCUAUUUCGCCCAAUUGAAACCAUUUUACACAAAUGGCAAAAUUCACAACUUGAACAAACCCCAUGUCAAUACCGAUAGCACCAAAAUCAUUUCAUUGUUUUUGUUGUACCUUUUAAGUCAAGGAUCCAUCUCCAAGUUCAAUGUGGAGUUGGAGAUGAUUUACAACUCAAGGCAAUACGAUGUUGAAAACGACAAGUUUUUGAAAUUCCCCAUUGAAUUGGAAAGAAACUUGAUGGAGGGAAACUAUAUCAAGAUUUGGAAUUUGUUGAAAGAAGAGAAAAACUUGCCAUGUAAAGAAUUUGCCCAUUUUGCUGACACUUUGACCAAUGCUUUGAGAUUUGAAAUUGCCAAAAGUUUGGAAAAGACAUAUGAUUCUAUCCCAAUUUCCAAUUGCAAAAGUCUCUUGUACUUACCCCAGGAAUUGAGUGACGCAACAUUUGAGCAAACAUUGAAGGAAUCUUUGGAUUUGACUAAUUGGAAAUUCGACAAAGGUGUGAUUUAUUUCGCUAGAGUUGAACAUGAAGAAUCUGUUGAUAAUGAAUCAAUCAUCAAAAAUGUGUUGGGUUAUGCCGAACAAAUCGAAUCAAUCGUAUAG
Molecule: messenger RNA, 834 nt
Organism: Lodderomyces theae
Lineage: Eukaryota; Fungi; Ascomycota; Pichiomycetes; Serinales; Debaryomycetaceae
Product: proteasome regulatory particle lid subunit
Exons: 1
Coding region: 1-834 (277 amino acids)
Biological process (GO): proteasome-mediated ubiquitin-dependent protein catabolic process
Cellular component (GO): proteasome regulatory particle; proteasome regulatory particle, lid subcomplex; nucleus
Source: RefSeq, a predicted model, not a curated record